Gryllus bimaculatus (two-spotted cricket) is the source of this 3219-nucleotide messenger RNA. Lineage: Eukaryota; Metazoa; Arthropoda; Insecta; Orthoptera; Gryllidae. The record is from the annotation of a GenBank genome assembly.
AUGGCUCCUCACGCCAUGUUGUCCGGGGAUACGCCUGUCUCUCCACAAUAUGGCCCUCUGCCCUUCACGCCGCAGUAUUCGAACACGAUGGUCAUAGGUUAUGGCGAAGCGGGACUCAUCACUGAACACGAUGUUUCACCAUUCGGCCUCUGCCCAUGCCUCCCGGGCGCGGCACCCAAUCCAAAUGCAGAAAUCGCUCGUGUUACCAACAUUAUUUCUGUUGCAAGCAAUCUCACCAGCAAUGUGCCCUUGCAGACCGACUUUCCUGGCGCGCUAUGCAAGUCCGUGUGGAAGGUGCUGUGCGCCUUGAAAACACGAAGCUUCAAAGAUUCAAGUGUUACGGCCAGCUUCCUGUGGCAUGGGGUGGAGGAGGGUGCCCGUGGGGACUCUGUCCCGCGCUAUGUGAAGAUCUAUAAAAGUGUCAUCGAUGAUGUACUUGCUGGGGUGAGAGAUGCCUUUUUAGAUGAAGGUGUUGAUGAACAAGUUUUGCAAGAAUUAAGACAAAUAUGGGAGCAAAAACUUGAGUCAAGCAAAGCAAUUGAAGCAAAUCCAGAACCUGAAGCUCCACAGCCACAGUACCUUCAGAAAGAAAUUGCACGCAAUAGCUUGCCUUCAAAACCAGGCAAUGUUUAUUCUUAUCAGUCUGCUCACAAUGCUGUACAUAAUUCAAGUCAACAGUCGCAUAUGGUUUCUCAGCAUACGAAUCAAAUGCAGGUUCAAGGAAAUCAAUCACAAGCUGUAUCCCAAUCACAGCAACAGCAGCAGCAGCACCAUCAACAUCAUCAACAACACCAACAACAACACCAACCACCACUCCAACAACAACCUCAACAUCAUCACCAGCACCUUCGUCAAGAGCAGUCGCAACAUCAGCAACACCAGCAACCACAGCAACAACAACAGACUCAACAGUCACAAGCACAGCAGCAACAGUCCCAGUCUCAUCAACAAUCUACCAACACUCAUUCAACAACUCCCCAGACCGUCAUUGUGGCCGACCCCAGCAAACAAGUUCCUAUUCAAAUAACCCUCCCUGCACAAGCUGGUGGAGAGUCACGUGUACUGACAAUUCAAGUGCCUGCUUCUGCUUUGCAAGGUAAUCAGUUGCAACAGGUUCUCACUGGACCUGUGAUAACAGCUACAAUGGCACUUCCUGUGCAUCUGGCUUCAUCACUUUUGCAACAGCAUGUGAAUGCUGCAUUGCAAGGGCAGGUAACUACAGCUGUCCAACUACAGUCUUCAUCUCUGCAACAAAACAAUGCUGGACAUUUGCAAAACCAGUCCAACUCGAUUCGCCAGCUGGAUGGGAUGGAUGGAACGUGUGAUACAUCAGAUGAGGAGGAAGAUGAUGAUGAUGAAGAGGAAGAUGUUGACGAUGAAGAAGAAAAUGAUGAAAAAGAGGAGGAUGAAAAUGAGGAAGAGAAUACAGAGGGCCAGGAAGAGGAGCCUUUAAAUUCUGGAGAUGAUGUUAGUGAUGAAGAUCCUAGUGACUUAUUUGACACUGACAAUGUUGUCAUUACUAGAACCAGAAACAAAUGGAAAUUCCACCUUAAGGAUGGCAUUAUGAACUUAAAUGGGAAAGAUUUUGUUUUCCAAAGAGCUGGUGGAGAUGCAGAAUGGUGAAUCCAAAAUUGAAUUUCUAUAACUUCCUAGUGAGACUUUUUAUUAGUUGUUUAUCAGAGCUAAUUGCUGCAGCAGUGACUUGAAUGAGUGAAGUAAAUGAUGGAGUGAAAGUUACCUUGGGGUGCUGUUUAGUAUAGUGAAAGAAGUUAAUAAACAGAAAAAUUGAAUUUGCUUGCAACAAAAGUCAAGUGAAAUAUUUUCACAAGUUCUUACUGUGCAGUGUCUGUUAGCCAGCCUCUGAUAUGUUUGUUAGCCCUUAAUGAAUUAACAGCUCAGGAAAAUACAGGUGGUAAGUACCAAAUUAAAUAUGUGAGAGGAAAUCUGUCGUUUGUGGUGUUCUUGCCUCAAGAAGCGGAGGGCAUUGACAGCACUUUCCCUGAUCAACUGUGGGAACUUUAGAUGAGGGCUGGGAGGUUGUGAUUUAAUGUUUUUGUUUCCCUGAGGAGCUCAGUUAUGGAUGAGCUCAAUUAAAGGGUAGGCAGUUUUAUGCCAAAUCAUACAUCUAGUGAUCAGAGGUUACUCUGAGAAGCCAAGGCCACAAGUAAAGUACGAUAAUGAAAUUCUAAAGAGCAGUUUUCAUACAUAUAUUGUACAGUUGGAUAAAAGAGUUGUAUUUCUUUCUUGGUAAUUUAGAAAACCUUCCUUUGUUUCCUGAAUGUUCUGCAUUUUAAAAUUUCUUGAAAUAUUUAAUAUGUAUUCAUUUUCUUCUUUUGGGAGUACUUGUGUUGAUCAUUUUUGUGGAAAGAGUUUUUGACAAAGGGUGAUUUUGAACCUGCAAAUAAAAAAAAUAAUUAAAAAAUACUGCAAGAAAAAUGUUUAUGUUGGUGAAUAUUAUUAUUUACUUAAGUGAAUGCUAGAAGAGCUGGGUGCUCAAUUAGAUCACACAUCAUGCUGAAUUUGUCAGGUUCACAUUUUACGUCCUUGUUGAAGAGUGUUGAGUGUUUGAUUACAUUUUUUGCUGUAUUUGUUUUGAUUUUAAAUCUUAUACCUGUAUGGCUCAAGCUUACAGCACAGACUUAUUGUUCUCAGGAAUUUGCCAAUGAGAAUGGAGUAAAUUUUUCAUGUUACUUAAGUGUGAUUAAGUGCUGUAGGAUUACAUUAAUUCCUUUCAAAAUUUUCAUAUAAAGUGAAGAUUGGCAAAAGUAUUCUGUUUCCUAUAUGUCUUUCUGCUUAAGAGUUCAGUAAUAAGUGACUGAAUCCUUUAUAUUUGGUGUACAAUUUGUUUUGUUGUCCGUUAUGUAUAAAGUCAAUUAUAUCUUAUUAUGAUUGUCAUUUAUUAAAUAAUUGACCAUGAUCUUAUCUUUUUAUUAAUAAUUUUUUUCCAGUAAUCCUUUGACCAAAUAAUUUGCAGAAUCUUAAAAAGUUCUGUUCAUGCAGCACACAAAGAUGCUCAGUGUUGGCUCGAGUGUUGUCUUUAUUACAAAACUGAGCUGUUAUUCUAUUGUAAUUAAGUGUCUCGUCAUAUCUCUAGGUAAUGUUAUCUCAAUAUAAGUCUUUGAAAUAACAUGAUUGUCUUUUAGUGGCUUUCAACACAAUUAUCAUAAAUAAAUUGCUUUAAUUUCAUUGCCAUUAAUUUGUGAACAUUUUUAUUUCCUG